UGGGCCGCAACGAACCAUAACCCUAGAGGCUAAAUUCUUCCCCCAAAGCCGUUCUUCUUCGGCAGCAAGCCAAGCCGCUGCAGAUUCAAUAUCAGAUUCAACCUUCUUCGUCAUCUUCCUCUGCAAGCCGUCGUAGAUUCAUAGAACUGUAUGCCCACGGCGUUCGCUUAUAGGGUUAGCGAGAGUUAGGAAAGCGAGAAGGAGAUGCCGACUCUGACGAAGCUGUACAGCAUGAAGGAGGCCGCCCUCCACAACACCCCCGACGACUGCUGGGUCGUCGUCGACGGCAAGAUUUAUGAUGUGACCAAGUAUUUGGAUGACCACCCUGGGGGUGCUGAUGUUCUGCUCGCGGUGACCGGUAAGGAUGGCACGGAGGAAUUUGAAGAUGCUGGCCACAGCAAGAGUGCCAAGGAGUUAAUGCAGGAUUACUUCAUAGGGGAGUUGGACUUGGAGGAGACACCGGACAUCCCUGAGAUGGAGGUUUUCAGGAAAGAGCAGGACACGGACUUUGCUGGAAAGCUAGUGGCCUAUGCGGUGCAGUACUGGGCAAUUCCAGUAGCAGCUGUCGGAAUAUCAGCUGUUGUUGCCAUAUUGUAUGCACGCAGGAAGUGAUUGUCGAUUAUACAUUGAUUGAAGGACCAUUUAGGGGAAUCAACCCGUUUAUAGCUGGUUAUGGAUGGAGAUUGUGUGCUUCUGUCCAAAGUCGAAGACACAUUGAUGUAUUGAGUCCUUAGUUACUUGACUCAAAUAUUUGACCACAAAAUUGGUGGUACUGUUUUAUCGACAUGUUACCGAAUUGAUGGAUUAAUUAUAAUUUACAAAACCUGUUUUUUUAGAUGUAAAGCCUUUUCUAGGCAGCUGAUGACAUAUAUUUGUUGCAUGGGACCA
Molecule: messenger RNA, 888 nt
Organism: Brachypodium distachyon (stiff brome)
Lineage: Eukaryota; Viridiplantae; Streptophyta; Magnoliopsida; Poales; Poaceae
Product: cytochrome b5
Exons: 3
Coding region: 205-612 (135 amino acids)
Cellular component (GO): membrane; intracellular membrane-bounded organelle
Molecular function (GO): heme binding
Source: RefSeq, a predicted model, not a curated record